Molecule: messenger RNA, 4750 nt
Organism: Opisthorchis viverrini
Lineage: Eukaryota; Metazoa; Platyhelminthes; Trematoda; Opisthorchiida; Opisthorchiidae
Exons: 23
Coding region: 88-4560 (1490 amino acids)
Biological process (GO): cilium assembly
Cellular component (GO): cilium; microtubule
Molecular function (GO): microtubule binding
Source: RefSeq, a predicted model, not a curated record
GCACCCUCGGUUACAAAAAUCAGCAGUCGAGCACAUACCGAUAGAAGAGCCUCCGAAGUGAAAAACAAAACUCCUGGGAAACUCAGUAUGUCGGCAGUUGUCGGAUCGAGACAGCUAGAGUCUAUCCAGUCUUUACUCCAACGAAGUGCUAAUGAUGGUAAAUCGCUUCCUUGCUUUCCACAUAUUCUUGUAGUUCCUGGUUCUCAUCGAGCCACUUUGUCGAAGCAAAGUACACCACCCAAAUUAAAAGCCAGAAUACCGUUGGGUGACGAUGAUCUCAUCGAAUCUGUCAUGCACCAAGUGGCCGAAUUUAAUCAAGACAAACUGCCAGAAGCCUCCUUGGUCAAAGUGCUCGCCGAUGUGUAUCUUGAUGCAAAAUCCAAAUUAGGAAAGACGUCCGCGAAAUGCAGUGACCUCUCUUCUUCCACGACCGUAGAGUGUGUUUUGCCAUGUUCUCUACCUAAUAGUGAGACCUCGGAGGUGGUUGAGAGUAAAUCUCAUUCUACUUUGGCUGCUCCAGCCGCUCAACCGGUCCCAAUGUCAGUGUCGGAGAAAAAGCGCUUGAAAUGGGAGAGCGAAAGAGCGGAAAUGGCCGCUUUGGCCGCUCAAACGUCAUGGGGCACUGAAUCUCUGGGCAACUCCACAAUAAGGAACCAUCGUUCAUCUCAGUCUUUUGUUGACGCUUGUCCCGAUCCCCAACGCACCACAGCCACUCGGAACGAUCAGCUGGCUGGCAAGGCGUCUUUAACCUACACAAGUGCUACAUCACUUCCAGCUCUCACUCCGAUGGCUUUUGCGGUGAACCAAGAUGUGGAUCUAUUGAAGCGAGAAGAGCAACGACGCCAGUGGAAGAAUGCUCUGGAUGAACAAAUAAGAGAACAGCGCGCACUGCGCGAGAAACGGCUCCUAGAAGAACGACAGGAGAACCUGGCUUUGCUAGAUCAGCUGCAAGGUGGCGUGGACUCCGGAACACGUACGGUCCUCGGUUCGAACUCUCAGUCCUCGCCCAACGUGAACCCUCUUUCCAACGCAUCGCUGUUUCACCCUCAUCCUUCGGCCAGCCAUUUCUCUACCUCCGUUCCCAUACCUGAUCUGAUGUGUACAGACUUGGGUGCGGUAGCGACAACGAAACCUGUCUCGCAAUUUAAUCGCACCCGUGGUUUCACACAAACACUAUAUUCAAGUCCCGCUGAUGAAGCUGCUCGGCUUCGGCGUGCCGAGGAAAUCCAGCGUGCCAAUUUGGAGCAGAUUGAAGAGCACCGUCGUAUUCGUGAACUUGAACGAGCCAAUCGGCUUCUGGAGGAUAAACUUGAGGAGGAGCGUUUGGAGCGUGAGCGCGCACAAUUGCGGGCGGUCGUCGAAGCUGAGAACAAAGAAAAGCAGUUAAGAGAGAUGGAAGAAAACACAAGAACUCAGAUUUUAUUCGAUAGCCUAAAACAAGCGCGUGAAGAGGCUGCCAACUAUAGAACGCAAGUCCGUUUUCGUCGUAGUGGUGUUGACCAGCAGAAUCCAACGUCCCACACUGGAGAUGAUGACGGUGGCCACACAAUAGACAGCAAGCCACAAACAAAAGUGGCGGCGUACGCAAACCCCAGUGCACAGAUGAAUAUGGGCAGCACAUAUACUAUGAAUCUGGACACAGUGCUCAAUAAAGUGCAAGUUCCCGUAGUGACCUCAUCAGUUGGGGACACAGAAGAUGCUGCCUGUCAAACAGGUCAGUGUCACCUCCUCUCUUUGGACUGUGUUCCAUUUAGUGUACACGCAUUAGAGUAUCGAAGCUCCUGCUUCCCUGUUCCUUCCUAUCUAGAUCCAGUUUCGAUCACCUCGCCGAAUUCGACCCCAGUGAGAGCCAAGGCUUCCGUUGGUACUGCCAACGCUCCUGGAGACCGGUAUCCUGUGGUUGGUCAAACGCGCCGUAAAAUUGCCAACUCAGGAGACAACGUCAGUGAAACGUCACACCGACUACCACCAAUCAAAAGAGCUCCUCAACGCACACAAAAAGCGGGAAAUAAUUGUCUUCCAACCGAAAGCUUUCCGUCACAGUGCGUUGAUCGCCUUCGGACACCCAAAAAACCUAUUGGAACUUCCACCGUUCAAACUCAGUCGCCCUUAAAAUCUAUUGGAGAGACCUCAAACAGAAUAUCGAACGGGGGUCAUUACGCCGCAGUUCCAUCCAACGCCAGAAAAACACAAGCCGUUAUCUCAGCUAUUCAGUCUGAUCGCAAUCCAACCCGAAUUCCUGUGCCUGUUUCCUCUUCAACGAAGAAACCGACUGUGCGCCAUAGGGAUUCUCCUCCUUCCACACCUCCUCUGUCUCGCUACACUGACGGAGUCGCGGCAACUCAUUACCCUCUUAAUUUGGUACGUACGCAUGACGUUCUCGAUCCCAACUACGCUACCAUCACUGUUCCGGUAAUCCGAGAAAAUACCGCGAAACCGACGAGUCAGCAAUCAUGUCUUACGGAUAAAGUACCCGAUCCAGUCAACUCGCGUAGUGAUCGACAGAAUUCCAUAUUGCAGCAUUUGUCUGAAAUCCGAAAAGGCCACAACAUUUUGCCGUUCAUUGCUGGCUACAUUGAACAAGGGUUUCUCCCUAAAAUCAACCUGUUCACACAAGUCAUAACGGAGACCGACACUUUGAAACCGUUCGUCAAACCCCGUCUCCCAGUUCGUGUUCCAGCCUUUAGCGUUCGCACUCUGGAAGAAGCUAGACAACAAACUGCUGUUGCAUGGACUCACUUUUUAUUGAUGUAUGCUGCCCCUGAAAUGACGACUCUGGACCCAAGAACGGCUGUGGAACUGACCUUUCCAUCGGUUUCCUGUCGCUUCUGGUUGCGCAUGUCCGGUGAUCCAGAAGCCGCCGCGAUGAGCUCGUUUCGUUACUGUCGGUGCCACUACGUCUCAUUUAUUCUUAGCGGCUUAUGCAGGCGUAUGAGAGUACGCAGUAUCUGUUCGCUGAUCUCCUGGACCCUUUUGUCCUUACUCUUCGUCAGCAGCUUUUGGCGCUUUGCUUGCGUCAUCUUCAUCACAAACCCGACCGAUACACCCUCCGUGGAGCCACCAUUUGGCUCGGCACAUCGGGUUCCUUCUGUCUUUUGCUCGUUCAAUUCACUGUGGGCAAUUCCAGAGUUUUGGCCCAGGCACAUUACAACUCGUGUUUUACCAGAUCGUGAUUUGACCGUGUUUAUUUUUAGUAGCCAUCCCCCUUUCCCCAACUCGCCCCAGUUGAGCGAUCCAACUUUUAUCCUUCGUCGGAAACAGGUCAAUGAUCUUCUUAUCGCUAGUUUACAUGGCUUGGUCUCUCACGUAAUAUGGGUGUACCCAUCGUGGCGCCGUGAUUCUCUUCCUGAUUUGCACACUGUGACCAAGUUCGAAUUGGGGAUUGCGAGUAUCAGCUUCGCUGAUGCUGUUCCCUCUGUACGGUCAGAUUCCCAGAUUUCGGAGCAUCGUCGUCGAUCGCUGUCGAAAGAUAAUCCUCGGGCAGAUAAUGAUCACUCGGAACUCACUACCCUCUGCCUUUGUCCCAGUUCUGGAUCUCCGUGUACUUUGCCGCUUUUAUAUUCGUUCAAUCUAGACAUCCCGCCGGAGACUUGUUCCAGAAAUGUAACCGUUGUAUUCGAACAGGUUAUUGACCUAAUUGUCGAGUCGAAGUUGGUGCAAACCACGCAGCCAAGCGACACAAAACACAACCAGUUGUUUCAAAGUCUCUUUACUAAAUGGAGGUCUGUCUCCAUGGACCAUCAGACGACAGAGCAACCCUGGCCACUCAACUCCCGUUUCAACUUCGACCAAUGGCCAAUCGUGUUCCUGUUCGAAGCAAACUAUUUUGGAUCGAAUCAACCAGAAUCACGGCCGGUUUUGGUUCCUCCAUCAUCCGCGCUUAUUACAUUCAGAAACUUAGUACAAAAACUAAUCAUCGAGCUUCUUGACUCCACAAAGAACGAUCAAUUGUCCAUCCAUCUGGCCACUCGCUUUGUAGACCUUGUAAUCCCGACCAUCCCGUUGAAUACAGCAUCGCUUUGGACCAGGCAGGUUCUCGGGGUUUGCGCGUGCGACUUACCCCAAUCGGAUUUGUUAACCAAGAGUAAACAGGAUAGUUUGUUCCUCAAGUGGGCCACAAUGUUGUCUAUUUCGACUUUGAAUCGUACGGACACAUGCAGUCGUCUACAACCAGCUAUUAACCCGUUGUUACUUUCUGACAAGAUCACACCAUCGGCAGCUACUGCAGCGCUUAACCUUUGGAACUGGUUGUGUCACCUUGACAUUGAAGACCUCUUGUCGAUUGUCAGUUGGGUUCCGUGCGAUAUAGCCUCAUCGGCUUCCUCUCACCACCCUGUCGACCUGUGUCCUCGGAGCAUCGCUAUCCAUCCAUCGUCCUCUGUGAUACCAACUUUGGAACAGUCGUUGCUUCUGUAUCGUUUGACUUCAAUCCUCAAAAACCUACCAGUUCCAAGGUUAAUCACUAUGGUUGGCCAUCCAACAGCCGGCCCAUCUGACCAAGAGAGCACUGACCAUAUACAUUUCCGGAAGCUCUGUGAUGUUUUUGCUAAUCGUCUUUGAUGGCUUUCGCGCUUUAUUUAACAAUCUUACACCUGCCAUUCGCAGCUGUUUAUGUGUGAUUAUAUACUUCCAUUGAGAUAUCGCUCUAGCUUCUAGCUUGUUUUCUUCGUUACCAUCGCUCCUAUUUUCAUUCUCUUAUUUGUACCCAGGAUUGGUCUCCUGUUAAUUUUCUACGUACAGAGUAUCAUGG